This is a messenger RNA of Trypanosoma rangeli, 636 nucleotides long. Its product is annotated as vacuolar protein sorting-associated protein. Gene Ontology annotation, biological process: protein transport to vacuole involved in ubiquitin-dependent protein catabolic process via the multivesicular body sorting pathway. Gene Ontology annotation, molecular function: protein-containing complex binding. The record is from RefSeq and is a predicted model, not a curated record. The transcript has a single exon. NCBI's taxonomy places the organism in Eukaryota, Euglenozoa, Kinetoplastea, Trypanosomatida, Trypanosomatidae. The coding region runs from base 1 to 636 and encodes 211 amino acids. Gene Ontology annotation, cellular component: ESCRT I complex.
AUGGAGGUGACCUUCACUGUCUCACCGGACGAGCGACAGCAUGUGGAGUACCUGGCCGACCUCUUUGCUGUCAUUGUCGCCAUUGAGAAGGUGGAGAAGGCGAUGCUGCGCGACCUCAUCACGCAGGAGCAGUACGAUGCGACCAUUCGCCGCCUGCUGGAGAAGUACAAGUCUAGCGUGUCCUACCUGGAGCAGGGCCGCAACCCGUACUACACCACCAUUGACUCCUUUUGGGAAAACUACGGCUCCAAGUGCCCUGCCGCACGGGCCCGCAUCCAGCUGGGCCUCGCUGACAAGGACCAACAACAAAAAGAUGGACACACGAACACCACAUUGGUAUUGGAAUGUGGUCAGUACUUCAUUACACUCAUGGAUUCCCUCAAGCUGCAGCAGACCGCGGUGGAUCAGUUGUACACGCUGCUUGCAGAUCUAAUUCAGGGACUGAAGCGUUUGGGGGCAUCCGAUCAAGACUUCUUUCACCGUCUCCUGGUGUGGAAAGAGAAGCUGGACACAAUGAAGGCGUCCGAUGAGUUAAACGAGAGGGAUACGCGGGAGUUUGCAUUUGUGCUGGAAUGCGGAUAUCAGGCCUUUUACGCCUAUCUUAGUGACAUCAGUACAACGAAGACAAGAUCAUGA